AUGUCGGACUCUUCCGGUUUUCAGAAUGGGGGAAUUUCUCUGCGUCCCCAGGAUGUCAAGAAGUCUCGAGGUAGUAUCUCGUCUCAUUCUCCCCUUCUUACGUGUGAGCCCUUCCAGGACCCUUCCAAGCCGAUGGGAUAUGGCCGAGGUGUCGAGGCUCCUGGCGGAAAGUGGAAGGUAGGCCGGGGAGCCGGCGCAGGUGCAGGCGUAGGCGGAGGCAUAGGCGGAGGCGGCAUUUCCGCGGGGGGGGUAGCAGGCGCGCCGCCGGACGAGGCGAAGCGGGAGCGUGACUGGUGGCGCAGCGCGGGCAUGGAGCGCGACAGGGCGAGCGACCGCUGGGGAGAGGAUGAGCGCGAGCGCGAGAGCGUGGCGGGGAAGCCGCGCAACGAUCCCCGCUGGGGAUCCAUACACGUCCCCCCGUUGGGGGGGGAGAGCGGAAAGGAGGCGGGGGAGGGGGGCGGGUACGUUAAGAAGGAGCGCUGGGUGGAUCCGCCGGGGAUGGGCGCUCCCCGCCCAGGGCUUGGCGCGGGAGCGGAGGGGGGGAGUGUAGAUUACCGCAAGGAGCGUUGGGCGGAUAGCGGUACGCGAAGCUUCGACCAACGCCGCGAGACUAAGUGGGGAUCGCGCUGGGGCAGCGCGGAGGAGAAGGACAAAGAGAAGGACAAAAGCGUUGUUCACAGCGAGAGCUGGGGGGAGAAAAGCGGGCAUGGCGGAGGCGGGUUGCGUGAGCGUGGAACGCCGGAGUCCGCGCAGGGCGGGGGAAGUGCGCGCUGGGCACUGCCGGGGGAGAAGGAAUCGGACAAACCUAGGGAAUACGAGAGAAGCCGCCCCGCGAUCGGCGCUCGAGACAGCGACAGGGGGAAAGAGGCGGACAAAGAUGGCGGAGGGGCUGUUGGGGCUGGGGCGGGCGGGGCGGCGGGUCCCGGGGGCGGUAGCUCCGGCGGAGCCGGGGGCGGAAGCUGGACUAGAGACACUACCGCGGGGAGGUCAGAGACGGGGGGAAAGUGGCGCCCGCAGUCGAUCGCGGGACGGGGGCGCGGAGAGGCUCCGCCAACGGGGACCGCAACAUCCUCCGCCGCCCCCUUUUCCAAGUUUCAGCCAGGGUUUGGGUUCGCGGGUCGCGGGCGCGGAGCCCCCGACGGUGCAGGGGCAGGCGCAGGCUCUUCCGCGUUGGUCGCUGGCGGAGGCGGCGGAGGUUUUGCUCGGGGUCGCGGAUUCGGCGGGGGGGCAGGAGGAAGCUGGGAUGUUCCGGGGGGGUCCAGGCCGCAGCAUAUCGGCGCUCCUCCCCCGGAGUCUGGCGGAGCGGGCGCUCCGCCAUCCGCGGAGACGUUCAGGUACCCGCGCGCGCGGCUGCUGGAGAUCUAUCAUGCGCACAAACGCGCGCCGGAGUUCAGCGCGGCAAUUCCGGGGGAGUGGUCUGAGGCGCCCGCGCUUCUGGGAUCGGAGCCGCUGGUGCCCAUGGCGCUGGUGGAAGCGAGCGCGGAGGAAGAGGUGAGCGCACGCCGUAGACUGGCGGUGAUGGCGGCGAUUGAGAGCGGGGAGAUCGUGGGCAGUGGCGUGGCGGUGAUGGCGGCGAUUGAGAGCGGGGAGAUCGUGGGCAGCGGCGUGGUGCAUGCAUCCAGGGACAAGGACGCGCUGCCGCGAGAUAAACCUGCACAAGAAGGCGACAAACGCCCUCCCACGCAUGCACCUGGCACAGCAGCAGCCACCCACCCAACCGACCACCCCACCCAAUCUUCCCCAGCUUCACCUCCCCCAGGCUCCACCUCCCUCUCUCCCUCAGCCAAACCCACCACCACAACCCCGUCCGUCCCACCUGAAAAGCUCCUGCUACAGUACCGCGACCCUCAGGGGGAAGUUCAGGGGCCGUUCCCAGGAGAGGACAUCAUGGGGUGGUACGAGGCGGGGUUUUUUGGACUGGAGCUGCCGGUGAGGCCGGUGGAUCCGGGGACGGGGGAGGCGCCGCCUGGGGUGCAGUUUUUGCCACUGGGGGAUGUUAUGCCGCAUCUGAAGCCCUCUGCUAAGGUUCCUCCUGGCUUUGCCGCUGCUGCUGGCGCUGCUGGUGCUGGUUCUGCUAGUGGUGGUGCUGGUGGGGGUGCUGCUACUGCUGCUGCUGCUGCUGGUGCGGCUGCUGCAGGGGCUGCAGCAGCAACUGACGCCACUCGCGCUGCUGCCGCCGCUCCUGCCGCUGCUCCUACCGAGCCUGGCGCUACUGCGGCUGGUGCUGCUACGGGUGCUGCUGCUGCUGCCAGUGGUGCGAUGGCGGGUGCUGCAGGGGUCAUUCUGGGGGCUAUUCACGCUGGCAGAGGCGUGGACGAGCCAGGCGCCCUUUACCAAGCCUCCUGGCCAGCUCCGGGCUCGGAGGAGCUUCGGCCCGAGCCGGGGUUGCAUGGGGCGGGAGCGGGUGUGGCUGGAGCGGUGGGCGCUGGAGCGGCAUCAAGCCGUGGGCGCUGGAGCGGCGUCACGGUCGUUUUCAAGUCUCGAUGCGCUGGCUCAGCACACCUCCAUCACCCCCUGCACCCGCUUCUGCACCCUGCUGCCGCCGCUACUGGGCUAGGCCCAGCCACGCUCUACCCAGGAGCCGGGGGUCCGAUUAUAGGGCAGGAUGAGUUAAGUCUACGAAUGGUAGAGGCGCUGGUCCAUGCCGGUAUUCCCAAGGAUGCUCCGUUAGAGCAGCUGCUGCAGCACCCGCCUAUAACGGAUCUGCUUAUGCGCGUACAGCAGGAGGUGGUGCAGCAGAGGGAGCAGCGGGAGGCGCAGCUGAGGGGGGUGCAACUGAGGGAGGCGCAGAUGCGAGAAGCGCAGUUGAGGGAGGUACAACUGAGGGAGGUUCAGAUGCGGCUGCAGCAGUCUCUGGCACUGGAUACAGGUGCUUCUGGGGGAGGGUUGCCUGGGGGAGUGGGAGUGGCGGGUGCGGCUGGCUUGCCACACGUGUUGGCGAAAGAGGGCGGGUUACCAGAGGUUGUAACGGAGGAAAUGGCGUUACAGAUGCACCUGUCGUCGCUGCUUAUGUCAGGGAGGCCGGUGGAUGCUCAGGGAACGCAGCAGAUUCAGCAGCAGUUGCAGCAGGCGCGAUUCUUGCAGGGGCCCAUUCCGGGGUCUGUCCCGCCCCCGUGGUUGCAGCAGCACCCCUCGCUGCCGCCCCCCCCUUUUGGCCAGCCGCUCUUGCCGCCGUUCCCAGGCGCCCCGAUUCCUCCCCAGCAGCCUGGGCAGCCGGGGCAGCAGGGGCAGCAGGGGCAGCAGCAGGAGCAGCAGGGGCAGGGACAGCAGGGGCAGCAGCCUUUGCAGCAGCAGUUGCCGCAGAUCCCCCUUGAGGGCGGUAGCUAUGCUGCUGUGCAGUCCACCCAGGCCCCUCAGGCUGUAGCUCAGGUACUGGAAGGGUCGGUGGGGGCAGAGCAACAGGGUAAGGGGGAGGAUUUGGCUGGACAGCAGCAGCAGCAGCAGCAGCAGCAGCAGCAGCAGCAGCAGCAGCAGCAGCAGCAGCAGCAGCAGCAGCAGCAGAAAGUGGGAGGGGAAGGGGAUGGACAGGCGUUGAAGGGCUUGGCAGAUCAGGGGGAUGGGGCAGGGAAGGGAGAUGAGGUGGCGGCUGCUGGGGAUGCAGAUGCGGAGGUAGGGCAGGGAGAGGCUAUGGGCGUUGGUGCUAAAGGCAAGAAGGAGGAGGCUGUUAACGAGGAUAAGACAGCCCCCACUGUCCCCGCAAAGUCCCUUGCACAGAUUCUAGAGGAAGAAGCAGCAGAAGCAGAGAGGCAGAGGGAGGAGCAAGAGCGACGAAUCCAGGCAGCCAUUGCAGCAGGAGAGGUGAUCGGCUCUGGGGGGUUUGGCAGCAGCAGUGGGGGAGUAGGAGGGGGAGGAGGGGCCACAGUCUGGGGCAACGCUGGGUCCGCUGUUGCUAUGUCUCGGAAAAAAUCCCUUAAGGAGAUUCUUGAAGAGGAGGCUGCUGCGGCAGCGGCAGCGGCAGCUGCAGAGACCUCAGCAGCUAGGAGCGCGGUUACCGCUAGUGCAGUUCUUUUCCCCCAGCCUCCUUCUUUGGAGCCGAGAACCGGGGCUAGUUUGUUUGAUCCCCUCAGCAGCAGGGGGUAUUCUAGUCCGGGUGGGGCAGGGGUUGCUGCAGGCGGGGUUGGGAGCGGUUCAGGGCGGUUGGGAGGAGGAGCAGCAGGAGCAGGCUCAGAUGUUUCAGGUGGUUUGUCAGGUGGUUUGCGUGACCCGUUGGCAGAGGAGAUUCUUGGAUCCGCUUCCUCUAUGCUUGAUGAUGCAAGGGUAGAUCUGACAAAGAGCGAGUCCGGCUCGUCUGCUGCUGCUGCUGCUGCUGCUGCGGCGGCAGCGGCGGCUGCUGCGGAAGUGGACGAUUCAGAGUUUGUGGAGCCGAAGGAAUCGAGGAAGAACAAGAAGAAGGGCUCCAAAGGGAAGGGCGGUAAAUCGCCUCCCUCGUCCUCCUCUGCUGCCUCUGCUGCCGCCACUGAAGGCUGA
This is a messenger RNA of Closterium sp. Naga37s-1, 4467 nucleotides long. The record is from the annotation of a GenBank genome assembly. Lineage: Eukaryota; Viridiplantae; Streptophyta; Zygnematophyceae; Desmidiales; Closteriaceae.